This is a messenger RNA of Macrosiphum euphorbiae (potato aphid), 810 nucleotides long. NCBI's taxonomy places the organism in Eukaryota, Metazoa, Arthropoda, Insecta, Hemiptera, Aphididae. The record is from the annotation of a GenBank genome assembly.
AUGUGGACACCUAUACUUCAAAGAUUUAACGCAACAAGUAUAAGUUUACAGUCUAUAGAUAUAGACCUAGACACAGUUGUUACACUGUACGAAUCUUUAGAAAAAUAUGUGGAAGACUUUAGAGAAAGAUUUGAUGUGUACUUAGAACAAGCAAAAACGAUGUGUUCAAAACAAUUAUUUUCCUGGGAUGGCGUGAGACAAAAAAAGAGAAAGAAGUUUUUUGAUCAAACUGAAAGUAACGAUGAAUUAUUGGAAGGAGAACAAAAAAUGAAAUGUGAAGUAUUCUAUGUUAUUAUUGACAGGCUAGUUGUGAAUUUACGUGAAAGAAAACUGUCCUACACUGAUAUAAAUAAUAAUUUUGGAUUUAUAUUAAAAUUAGAUACAUUAGAUACUAACGGAAUACGUGAAAAAGCUAAAAACCUAGUGAAAAUAUAUCCUGAAGAUUUAAACGAGACAUUCAUAGAAGAACUGGUGCAAUUUAAAAAUAUUCUGAAUUUGUUUUCAAAAGAAGAUAAAUCAUCUUUUAUAAGUCUUUUAAAAUGCCUCACAAAUUCUGCCCUUUUGACAACAUUUGCAAAUGUAGAAAUAAUAUUGCGAAUAUUUUGUUGUAUGGCUUCAUCCAAUGCAAGUGGAGAACGGUCAUUUUCUGUAUUAAAAAGAAUAAAACAUGAUCUAAGGUCUUCUUUAGUUGAUGAAAAGAUGUCAUCAUUAUCCAUAUUAAAUAUAGAAAGCGAUAUUUUACAACAGAUUGAUUGGUCGGACAUAAUACAUAAAUUUGCAGUUUUGAAAUCAAGAAAAAAAUUAAUAUAA